Messenger RNA from Drosophila subobscura, 989 nucleotides. RefSeq names its product mitochondrial 2-oxoglutarate/malate carrier protein-like. Gene Ontology annotation, biological process: oxaloacetate transport; succinate transmembrane transport; phosphate ion transmembrane transport. Gene Ontology annotation, molecular function: antiporter activity; thiosulfate transmembrane transporter activity; oxaloacetate transmembrane transporter activity. The record is from RefSeq and is a predicted model, not a curated record. The coding region runs from base 36 to 974 and encodes 312 amino acids. The transcript is spliced from 3 exons. Lineage: Eukaryota; Metazoa; Arthropoda; Insecta; Diptera; Drosophilidae.
GGCUGUAGCUGUCAGCAGCUUUGGUCAGCCUCAUCAUGGUCGUCGUUUACGGUGUGGAGGAUAAGAAGACAAUUCCCAACUACAUGAAGUACGUCAUUGGCGGCACGGCCGGCAUGAUGGGCACUUGCAUUGUGCAGCCCCUGGAUCUGGUCAAGACACGCAUGCAAAUCUCCGGGGCGAGUGGUAAGCGCGAGUUCAAGAACUCCUUCGACUGCAUUGCCAAAGUGUUCAAGGCCGAGGGCAUCCUGGCCUUCUACAAUGGCCUGAGCGCGGGUCUGAUGCGGCAGGCCACCUAUACGACAGCGCGCAUGGGUUUCUAUCAGAUGGAGGUGGAGGCAUAUCGCAAUAAACUGGAUCAUGCGCCGCCCGUCUAUGCCAGCAUGGGCAUGGGCAUCCUGGCGGGCGCCUUUGGUGCCAUGUUCGGCAAUCCCGCCGAGGUCUCACUCAUCCGCAUGAUGGCGGAUAGGUCGGUGCCGGAGGCGCAGCGACGCAACUACAAGAACGUCAUCGAUGCCUUCAUCCGCAUCACCAAGGAGGAGGGAUUGUUUGCGCUGUGGCGCGGCUGCAUGCCCACCGUGGGACGUGCCAUGGUGGUCAACAUGGUCCAAUUGGCAUCGUAUUCGCAGCUCAAGGGCUACUUUCAUCAGUACAUCAACGAGGGCUUUCUGCUCCAUCUGGCUGCCAGCAUGAUGUCUGGCUUGCUGACGACCAUCGCCUCCAUGCCGCUGGACAUGGCCAAGACGCGCAUUCAGAACCAAAAGGUGAUCGACGGCAAGGGCGAAUAUCGCGGCACUCUCGAUGUUCUCUACAAGGUGACACGCAACGAGGGUUUCUUCUCCAUGUGGAAGGGCUUUACACCCUAUCUCUGCCGCCUUGGUCCGCACACGGUCUUUGCCUUUGUCUUUCUCGAGCAGCUGAACAAAGCGUACUACAAGUUUGUGCUCGGCCAGUCCAGCUAUGGGCCGGGCAUUUGAUUGGAUUGUUCAAUG